AUGGGUCGUUCAAUGAUUGAGACAAUCGACCCUGUCAAUAUCCAGGCUGUCCUAGCGCACCAGUUCGAGGACUUCGACUUGGGAAGCCGUAACGAUUGCAUGAGACCUCUACUUGGCGAAGGGAUCUUUGCUAGUGAUGGUCCAGUAUGGGAACACUCUCGCGCGCUUCUUCGUCCGAAUUUCGUGCGCGCCCAAGUUUCCGAUAUGAACAAUGUAUAUGAAAAACAUGUCUCCCGGCUUAUUCGAAAGAUCCCUGUUGAUGGAUCCACGACCAUCGAUUCAGCCACAGAGUUCCUUUUCGGGAAAAGUGUCGAUACAUUACUCGCCAAUGAAUCAAAUUCUACUGCCAAUUCUACUAGCAAUGCUUUUGCACAGGAUUUCCAAAUAUCUCAAGCCGGGAUACUCUUACGUAUUCGACUUGGUGGUCUUAAGGCUUUCUACAGAGAUAAAGCCUUUACAAAGGCCACAGAGGAUUCGAGGGAAUAUUGCAUGGGAAUUGUAAGGGAGGCCCUGGCAAACAGAGACUCACCCAAGUCCAGCUCAGACCAGUCAUAUGUAUUUCUUCAUGAGCUUAUGAAACAGAGCCAAGAUGAAAAAAUGUUGGCAGAUCAACUCCUCAAUCUGUUAUUGGCUGGUCGUGAUAGUACAGCCGGCCUUUUGAGUAUUUUAUUCUUGACCCUGGCGAAACGACAAGAUAUAUUACUCAAGCUUAGAGAAGAAGUUCUCCCGAAACUUGAUGGUAGAAAGCCUUCAUUCGAAGAUCUGAAGUCAAUGACAUAUCUAACAUGGUGUUUAAAAGAGACACUCAGAGUCUAUCCUAUUGUUCCAAUAAAUGUGCGCGUGGCAAACAAAAAUACAACUCUUCCCACUGGGGGCGGGCCAAAUGGAAAUCUACCAUUAUUUAUACCUAAAGGGCAAGAGGUGAUGUACAGUUCUUUUAGUAUACACCGUCUACCGGAGGUCUUCGGAGAAGACGCUGAAGAGUUUCGACCUGAAAGAUGGGAAGGACUGAAGCCAGGCUGGGCAUAUACACCAUUCAGUGGAGGACCGCGGAUUUGCCUUGGACAACAAUUUGCGAUGACCGAAGCUGCUUAUACCACAGUCCGAAUUCUUCAGGAAUUUGACCAUAUUGAAAGCCGAGAUCCCGAGCCUUUCAAAGAGAAUGUAACGCUCACUCUGGCUAGUCAGAAUGGUACAAAGGUUGCUUUGACAUCCUCACAAAAACAAUAA
Molecule: messenger RNA, 1230 nt
Organism: Penicillium angulare
Lineage: Eukaryota; Fungi; Ascomycota; Eurotiomycetes; Eurotiales; Aspergillaceae
Product: cytochrome P450
Exons: 3
Coding region: 1-1230 (409 amino acids)
Molecular function (GO): heme binding; iron ion binding; oxidoreductase activity, acting on paired donors, with incorporation or reduction of molecular oxygen, reduced flavin or flavoprotein as one donor, and incorporation of one atom of oxygen
Source: RefSeq, a predicted model, not a curated record